Molecule: messenger RNA, 627 nt
Organism: Acanthosepion pharaonis
Lineage: Eukaryota; Metazoa; Mollusca; Cephalopoda; Sepiida; Sepiidae
Source: the annotation of a GenBank genome assembly
AUGUUUUUAUUGUUGCUUUCAAAUUCUUUAUCUAUUUUCUUCCUUUAUUUCUUUCUUGAUUAUUGCAUUCUUUUUAUCUUUCUUCUUCCCUCGCGACAUUUUUUUUUUUUUUCUCAUUCUUUUCAAGACUCUUCUUUUCAAUUUUUCUCUGCUGAUUUCUUUUCUCCAUCAUUCUUUCCUAACUUUCAGUCAUUUCUUACCCUAUUCUUUCUUUCUUUUUUCUUUCUUCCUUUAUUCAUUCUUCCUUAUUCUCUUACCCUUAUUCAUUCUUCCUUUUUUUCAUUCUCCCUUAUUCUUCCUCUCUUUCUUUCCUUAUUCGUUCUUUAUUCAUUCUCCCUUAUUCUUUCUCUUUUAUUCAUUCUCCCUUUCUUUCCUUAUUCUUUCUUCCUUUAUUCAUUCUCCCUUAUUCUUUCUCCCUUUCUUUCCUUAUUCUUUCUUUCCUUUAUUCAUUCGCCCUUAUUCUUUCUCCCUUUCUUUCCUUAUUCUUUCUUUCCGUUAUUCAUUCUCCCUUAUUCUUCCUCCCUCAUUCUUUCUUUCUUUAUUCUUUCUUUUUCCUUACUUCUCUACAUCCCGUUUUCUUUCUGCUUCCAUAUUAUUUUUUCACGCUUCUUUUAUCUAUUUCUCUAA